AUGGAGCUUCUCGAUUGGUCGCUAACUGCGUUCGACUGUCCGGUCACGGGAGCCUUCCUCUACGGCGAGUCAAACAGUCCCGAGAAGUGGCAUUGUCAAUACCCGGACGCGUGGGGUUGCGCGCAGUCGCCCGUCAACGUGCUCACGCGCGAGGCCACCGUCCUCGCGCCCUCGAAGUCGCUCAAGUGGCGCGCAUACUGCGACGAGCCACGGGCCAUGAGUAUCGUCAACGACGGCAACACAGUGAGACUGUUUGGCUGCUGGCCAUGCCCAGCGUCUCGACCGCAUCUGCAAGGCGGCCCGCUGGCCGGCGUCUACGAGUUUCACUCGGCGAUUUUUCGCUGGGGCCCUUGCGACGAGGAGGGCAGCGAGCACUGCCUCGACUACACGCGCUACGCUCUCGAGCUGCAAGUCGUGCACGCCAAGCCAGGCCUCGACACCACUGUCGACGUGACCAGCUGCAAAAUCGCCGACGCCCUCGCCGUCGUUUCGUUCUUCUUCCAGGUGACGAGCGCCGACAAUCCGUACUUGGACCACGUGGUAACGAACCUGUGGCGCGUCGAGAGUCCCGGCACCGCGAGCCACAUUUCCGCGUUUCCCCUCGAGUGGCUGUUUCCCGUGUUCAAGCGCAAGUUUUACACGUACCCGGGUUCCUUGACGCAGCCACCUUGCAGUGAAAUCGUCGCCUGGAUUAUUCAGCCCGAGCCGAUUGCCAUAUCGGCCAAUCAGGUAUCGCAAUUCCGUAAAGUGCGUUCUAUCGAAGGACCGAUUCUGUCUAACACGAGGCCGGUUCAAAAACUCAACGACCGUGAGAUACUUUAUUUCUCGUGA
Messenger RNA from Phymastichus coffea, 831 nucleotides. Its product is annotated as carbonic anhydrase 3-like. Bases 1 to 831 code for a protein of 276 amino acids. The record is from RefSeq and is a predicted model, not a curated record. The transcript has 4 exons. Gene Ontology annotation, molecular function: carbonate dehydratase activity; zinc ion binding. NCBI's taxonomy places the organism in Eukaryota, Metazoa, Arthropoda, Insecta, Hymenoptera, Eulophidae. Gene Ontology annotation, cellular component: cytoplasm.